Malassezia pachydermatis is the source of this 909-nucleotide messenger RNA. RefSeq names its product mitochondrial tricarboxylate transporter. The transcript is spliced from 5 exons. NCBI's taxonomy places the organism in Eukaryota, Fungi, Basidiomycota, Malasseziomycetes, Malasseziales, Malasseziaceae. Bases 1 to 909 code for a protein of 302 amino acids. Gene Ontology annotation, biological process: mitochondrial citrate transmembrane transport. The record is from RefSeq and is a predicted model, not a curated record.
AUGGCGGCCAAAGACAACAACAGCGCAGCAAGGAGUGUGAACCCUGUUUUCUCACUGGUGUCGGGCACGUUUGCUGGUGCCGUGGAAGGGUUUGCGACGUACCCGAUUGAGUAUACCAAGACGGUAGCGCAGUUCUCCACCAAGGCGGGCGAGAAGCCACCCAACCCGAUUACGAUUGCGCGUGAGACGGUGAGCAAGCAUGGUAUCCGUGGCUUGUACAGUGGAUGUGGCGCACUGGUAGCUGGCAAUGCGCUCAAGGCCGGUGUGCGUUUCCUUUCGUACGAUCACUUCAAGUCGAUGCUGAAGGACGAGAAUGGCAAACUCACUGCGCCUCGGAGUCUCUUGGCAGGCCUUGGCGCUGGUAUGAUGGAGGCCAUCUUUGCCGUGACGCCCUCGGAAACCAUCAAAACGAAACUCAUUGACGAUGCCAAGCGUGUGCAGCCCAAGUACCCACGCGGCCUGAUUCCCGGAUCGAUGGCCAUCAUCCGUGAUGAGGGUCUGACAGGCAUCUACCGUGGCCUCGUGCCUGUGAUGCUGCGGCAGGGCGCCAACAGCUCUGUGCGUUUCGGGACCUACUCGACGCUGCGCAACUUUGUGCAAGGCUCGUCGCGGCCUGGGCAGCCGCUGCCCAGUGGCAUUACGUUCGGCAUCGGUGCUGUGGCAGGUAUUGUGACCGUGUACGCCACCAUGCCUCUCGAUGUCGUCAAGACACGCAUGCAGACGUUGGAAGCACGCACGCAGUACAAAAACACGCUGGACUGCAUGGUCAAGAUCCUGCGCCACGAAGGGAUCCUCGCUUUCUGGCGCGGCGCUACACCCCGUCUUGCGCGUCUGAUGCUGAGUGGAGGUAUUGUGUUCACGGUGUACGAAAAGUGCAUGGACGCCUUGAACAGCAUGACAGCCAAGUAG